CGGAACUACGUCACAACUUCCAUACACCUGCUGGAGAGGAGACGGCCGGACAGAACCAACAGGGAUGUCCCAGCAGCACUAGUAGUUUCCAGCAGCAGCAGCAGAUUGGAGGUGUUUGUGAUGAGGCUGUAGUGUUUGAGCUUAAGGAUGGAGAUCCUGGUGGCCAAGCUGCUCGGCCUGCUGGGAUUGUUCGGUCUCAUGCUGGCGGGUGUACUGGUCCCAGUGCGCCUCCUGCUCGCCGACCACGACAAGGCGCACAGAUACAGGAGAUCUCUGUCUCUGUGUAACUCGUUCGGAGGAGGCGUGUUUCUGGCAACAUGCUUCAAUGCUCUACUGCCAACAGUCAGAGACAAGGUGGCCGACGUGUUCCAGCAGCUGAAGAUCAGCAGCGACUAUCCUCUGGCAGAGACGAUGAUGAUGCUUGGCUUUUUCCUCACCGUGUUCGUGGAGCAGGCCAUUCUCACCUUCAGGAAGGAGAAACCAUCUUUCAUUGACCUGGAGACAUUUAACGCCUGCGGUUCUGAGGCCGGAAGCGACUCAGAGUACGACACUCCCUUCAUCUCCUCUACACGGGGCUCGCCGAGGGACGGUGGUGGUCACCGUUCCCAUGGACACAAUCAUGGACACUUCAGCCCCGCUGAGCUGGCGGGGGCGGGGCCUCUGCGACUGGCCAGCCUGGUCCUGGCUCUGUCGGCUCACUCUGUGUUCGAGGGCCUGGCGCUUGGCCUGCAGGAGGACGGAGCCAAGUUGGGCAGCCUCUUCCUGGGCGUGGCCGUGCACGAGACGUUGGCCGCCGUGGCGCUCGGGGUGAGUGUGGCCAAGGCUUCGCUCGGCAUGAAGGAUGCCGCCAAGCUGGGUGUCACGGUCAGCCUAAUGAUCCCGCUGGGGAUAGUGGUGGGGAUGGGCAUCGCGUCAACUCAGACGCUGGCGGGCAGCGUGGUGUCAGUGGUGCUGCAGGGACUCGCCGCCGGCACCUUUCUGUUCGUCACCUUCUUUGAGAUUCUGUCCCGAGAGCUGGACGACAAUCGGGACCGCCUGUUAAAAGUGCUCUUCCUCAUCCUCGGCUACGCGGUGCUCGCCGCACUCGUCUUAAUCAAGUGGUGACACACAGGAAGUGCUCUGACACACACACAGCAAUACCAAAUGAAAACUGAUAACUCCAUAGAGGCAGCAGAGUCCAGCUGUGAGAGACAGAAACAUCUUGACCAGCUGGAUGAACACAAACCAUUUAUUUUCCUCAGCUGCGUCUGUGAUGUAAACAGUUCCAACAGAAAUUAAUUAAAUGAAACUGAAAGUGUAAUGUACACCCCCCCCAGAAAAAUGUGAUAGCAGCCAAACUUAAGCCAAAACUCUUUGUGUGUACCUCAGAGACCAAAGGAGCAUUUCUUAUAUUUUCUCAAAUACUUUUUAUUCAUUUUAAAAAUAACUAUGAACAUUACUUUAAAAAAACAAAACAUGUUUGCUAUUUUUGACUACAUCUAUUCUGAUUUUCAUUUGGACUUUAACAUGUUUUUGGGGAUUAGUUAAAAAGUUAGUUAGUUAAAAAAUGAGUAGAAACGUUAUUCUUAAUUCUAAAUUGGUCUUUUGAAGUUCUUAAAAUUCAGGCUGAAGCUGCUAAAUGGAGCUAAAUAUACUGCAAUAAUCAUUUAAGAAUGUGAGCCCUUGCUAAAAUGGGAAUCUGUCUGUUGAAGAACCAAGAAGAAAAAACACAUUCUGACUUUAAACAAUGUUUAAGUAAACUUUUGUCACAAAUAUACAUAAAAUAAUAUAUUUUAUUUACAAGAAACUAAUCUCUUCAGGCUUUUUUGCACUUUUUAAUUUCCUCUAAUUCUUUUUUACCAUUAUGUCCCCUCAUAUCAAUAAACUUUUGUGCAGUUUACAAAUACUCUAUUACAAGUUAAAAGUCCUGCAUUCAAAUUUUACCCUUGUAAAAGCACUGAACUUUAAAGUGUAUUUAAAAUAUUAUCGGAUUAUAAUUAUUGAUGCAUUAUUAUAUUCAGCAAUUUAAUGUUGCAGCUGGUAAAGUUGGACCUUAUUUUAAUAACUUAAUAUACUGCCGAGUAGUUCAAUUUAUAAUAAUGCAUCUUCAUUUAUUAGUUGAUAAUAUUUAAUUAUUCAUCUAAAUCUGCAAAAUAACUACAACUGUUGGAUAAAUCUAGUGGAUUUAAAAGUACAAUAUUUCCCUCUGAGAUGUAGUGGAGAAUAAAGUAGCGGAAAAUAUAAAUACUCAAGUAAAGUAUAAUAAGCUGGUAUACAGUACUUGUGUAAAUGUUCGUAGUUACUUUCUGCCACUGAGAAAUUCAAAUACAAAGAAGUUUGAAUGCUUUCAGUCUGUUGUUUUGUUACUCUUUAGUUUUGUGUCUCUAUAUGAAGUUGAACUAAUCACAGCACAGCCUUUCAAAGAUAGGCUCAACAUAUAUCCAUGUACAUGUGAUCCUUAUUUGUAUGACUUUGUCAUCGUUGAUUGUGUUCAUAUUGUGAUCUUGAACAGUUUUGUAUUUAUGAUGGUUUAUGACAUAUCAUCGUUGUCUUGUGUUUCUCAUGUGUUUAGUUUAAAUUAAACGGAUUAUUAUCCUACUUGUUGUUUUAAGAGAAGAGUUUGAUUGUGUAUGAUGUAAACAGCAGCAGACGCAGAACAAUGUCCACCUGAUAAAU
Molecule: messenger RNA, 2655 nt
Organism: Anoplopoma fimbria (sablefish)
Lineage: Eukaryota; Metazoa; Chordata; Actinopteri; Perciformes; Anoplopomatidae
Product: zinc transporter ZIP3-like
Exons: 3
Coding region: 148-1104 (318 amino acids)
Biological process (GO): zinc ion transmembrane transport
Cellular component (GO): plasma membrane
Molecular function (GO): zinc ion transmembrane transporter activity
Source: RefSeq, a predicted model, not a curated record